Molecule: messenger RNA, 693 nt
Organism: Neltuma alba
Lineage: Eukaryota; Viridiplantae; Streptophyta; Magnoliopsida; Fabales; Fabaceae
Exons: 2
Coding region: 1-693 (230 amino acids)
Source: RefSeq, a predicted model, not a curated record
AUGCCAAAGUAUGCUAAAUUCAUUAAAGAGGUUCUGUCAAAGAAGAGGUGGUUUACUGAAUAUGAAACUGUAACAGUGACUAAGAAUUUCACGGAUGUCAUCAAACAAAUUCCACCUAAGCAGAAGAAUUCGGGAAGUUUCUCUAUUCCUUGUCAUAUUGGAAACAAAUUCUUGGGCAUAUCGUACCCUCGAAGGAUCAUUGAAGAUGUAUUGGUUAAGGUCGACAAAUUCAUAUUCCCUGCUAACUUUAUUAUCCUUGACUUUGAAGCUGAUAAAGAGAUGCCUUUGCUCUUGGGGAGACCAUUCUUGGCAACUACUAGAACCCUUAUUGACGUUAAAAAAGGGAAAUUAACUUUGAGGGUUAAUGAUGAACAUGUGACAUUCAACAUGCACCAUUUGAUAAAAGCCCCAAGCCAUCAUGAGCAGUGUUCUUGUAUAGACAUCAUUGAUCAGAUUGUGCAAGAGGAUUUUAACAAGUCAAUGUUUGAGGACCCUCUUGAAGCUAUGUUGUGGGGGUUCGAAAUAGAUGAUGUAGAAGAGGUAUUGGCAUUGAUGAAUGCCUCAUCUUCUUACUCCAAGGGCCGAGCACAGUUUGAAACUCUGGACCUUUCAUCCCUAGAAAGACAGGCUCUAAAGCCAUCUCUUGAAGAGCCUCUAAUACUUGAACUUAAGACCUUACCAACUCAUUUGUAG